UACGUAAUCAAGAUUGGUUUUUUUUUUUUUUUUUUUUUUUUUUUUUUUUUUUUUUUUUUUUUUUUGGGUUUUACGUCUAGCUCUCAGUAGGCUCUUAUUCCCCAGCCCCUUCUAAAGAAAAGAGACUCUGCAUUUAGCUCCUGCAGUGUACCAUACAAGUAAAAGCCUCGGGAGCUACCCCGCAUCACGUGUUAAGAAACGGAACUACCUAGGUAGAGCCCCACUUUGUACACGACAGCAUACAAUUAGACACCCUACUACUGUGGUGUCACCGUCUUACUCUCGCACUGUAACAGUGCAAGGUGCCGGAGGCUUAUUUCAUCUUCUUUCGUCAUCACACAAAUUACCAAAACCGCGCAAUGGCCGAGCUCGCCGUAUACGACAACGACCCUACUCUUUACCUCUUCACCUCCCUCACCGCCGGCUCCUCGCACAUCAUCACAGCGACCUCACGCAUCGAAACCAUUCUCAAGGCGAACAAGAUACCGUUCAAGGGCGUGGAUACGGCCACAGAUGAUUUGGCGCGGAAGCUGUUCCAGCGCAGAGCACAAGGAAAGAAGUUGCCGCUGCUGGUGAAGGAAGGAUAUGUGCUAGGAGACCUUGAACAAAUCGAGGAAUGGAACGAGUACGACGAGCUCAAGGAAGCCUUAGGCGUAACCGCCACCCCAGCCGCGGCGCCCGCGAAACCAGCACCCGCACAAGCAGCAUCAGCGAGCGUUCCUUCACCGAAGACUGAGACGCCGAAGGACAAGACGCCGUUGCCGUCGUCCGAGCAGAACCUUGCGAUACGUCAGAUGGGUGCUGAAGCCGCGAAGAUCGCAGCGUCUAGAAAACCUACGCCCGGUCAUAUCUCCACUACGAACCCCCUCCUGGCAGAGAAGGUCAACUCUCCUGCAUCGGUGUCUACGCCUAGGAAGACCGGAAGUGGAGAUGCAAGCGGAAUUCUCUCGCCGCGCAACAUAGCCCUGCCGGCGACGCCGGGCGCACCUCGGUCUCCGAGUCCUCCGCUACGUACGCAUCGAGCGUCCUCUACGAGUUCUUUCCACGGCGAGCUGGUCGAGGAAGCACCGCCAGAGGUGAUUAAGCGGGUGGAAGAGGAGGAGGCGAUUCCGGAGGUGAGCAGUUCGGAAGAGGAGGAUACUGAAGACGAGCGUUCCAGAAAGGCGUCGUCCCCUGCGGGACUGAAGAGUGCGCCGGCUGUGACUACUGCGGCGAGGAAGGAGGAUGUGGGAGAGAAAGUGGAGGGUGAUGAUGAUGAGGAAGAUGAGGGUGACACGGACAAUGAGGAGUCGGACGAGAAGGCGGCUACAAGCAGUGGUGCAAAGACCACGACAGCAAAUGCGGAAGACAGGGAAGGGUUGCAGUCGCAAGUCGAGGGCGAGAAAGCAGCAUGAUGACAGAAUGCUUGCUCGAGCACGUGGUCACUCUCUUUCCAGCCAUCCAAGUAUGAUGCAUUGGUUGUACUGUGUCUCCAUUCCGAUGGCUUAUACUCCCUUAACUCGCCGCAUUGUUUCGCAUUUGUAGCAUCUCGACCAAUUUCUCAGAGCCGGCGUUGAUUUUACUGCUUCCAAUGUCUGAAUUGGAGAUGAUCCACUCAGUGCUUCUCCACAUAUCUGAACACCAGCGAGGGAGAAGCAUCUACUCGUUCUCAGCAGCCUCCUUACCCCCAACCAUAUACCUGACAUCACGGAGAAUAGAUUAUAUAGGAUGCCAGUACAUGCAGGACAAGCACUGCUUACAAGAUCUUCCUGAUUUGACGGAACCCACGAUAUAAGACCA
Westerdykella ornata is the source of this 1779-nucleotide messenger RNA. RefSeq lists its product as uncharacterized. The record is from RefSeq and is a predicted model, not a curated record. Lineage: Eukaryota; Fungi; Ascomycota; Dothideomycetes; Pleosporales; Sporormiaceae. Gene Ontology annotation, cellular component: cytoplasm. The annotation marks the transcript as partial. The transcript is spliced from 2 exons.